Ostrea edulis (European flat oyster) is the source of this 2358-nucleotide messenger RNA. Its product is annotated as trichoplein keratin filament-binding protein-like. NCBI's taxonomy places the organism in Eukaryota, Metazoa, Mollusca, Bivalvia, Ostreida, Ostreidae. Bases 1 to 2358 code for a protein of 785 amino acids. The record is from RefSeq and is a predicted model, not a curated record. The transcript has a single exon.
AUGUGCGUGGAGAAGAUUGAGAUGAGGGUAGAGACUUGGGAGGAGAUGUGCGAGGAGAAGAUUGAGAUGAGGGUAGAGACUUGGGAGGAGAUGUGCAAGGAGAAGAUUGAGAUGAGGAUAGAGACUAAGGAGGAGUUGUGCGUGGAGAAGAUUGAGAUGAGGGUAGAGACUUGGGAGGAGAUGUGCGAGGAGAAGAUUGAGAUGAGGGUAGAGACUAAGGAGGAGAUGUGCGAGGAGAAGAUUAAGAUGAUGGUAGAGACUAAGGAGGAGAUGUGCGAGGAGAAGAUUGAGAUGAGGAUAGAGACUAAGGAGGAGUUGUGCGUGGAGAAGAUUGAGAUGAGGGUAGAGACUAAGGAGGAGAUGUGCGAGGAGAAGAUUGAGAUGAGGGUAGAGACUUGGGAGGAGAUGUGUGUGGAGAAGAUUGAGAUGAGGGUAGAGACAUGGGAGAAGAUGUGCGUGGAGAAGAUUGAGAUGAGGGUAGAGACUUGGGAGGAGAUGUGCGAGGAGAAGAUUGAGAUGAGGGUAGAGACUUGGGAAGAGAUGUGCGUGGAGAAGAUUGAGAUGAGGGUAGAGACUUGGGAGGAGAUGUGCGAGGAGAAGAUUGAGAUGAGGGUAGAGACUUGGGAGGAGAUGUGCGAGGAGAAGAUUGAGAUGAGGGUAGAGACUUGGGAAGAGAUGUGCGUGGAGAAGAUUGAGAUGAGGGUAGAGACUUGGGAGGAGAUGUGCGAGGAGAAGAUUGAGAUGAGGGUAGAGACUUGGGAGGAGAUGUGCGUGGAGAUUAAGAUGAGGGUAGAGGCUUGGGAGGAGAUGUGCGAGGAGAAGAUUGAGAUGAGGGUAGAGACUAAGGAGGAGAUGUGCGUGGAGAAGAUUGAGAUGAGGGUAGAGACUUGGGAGGAGAUGUGCGUGGAGAUUAAGAUGAGGGUAGAGACUUGGGAGGAGAUGUGCGAGGAGAAGAUUGAGAUGAGGGUAGAGACUAAGGAGGAGAUGUGCAAGGAGAAGAUUGAGAUGAGGGUAGAGACUAAGGAGGAGAUGUGCAAGGAGAAGAUUGAGAUGAGGGUAGAGACUAAGAAGGAGAUGUGCGAGGAGAAGAUUGAGAUGAGGGUAGAGACUUGGGAGGAGAUGUGCGUGGAGAUUAAGAUGAGGGUAGAGGCUUGGGAGGAGAUGUGCGAGGAGAAGAUUGAGAUGAGGGUAGAGACUAAGGAGGAGAUGUGCGUGGAGAAGAUUAAGAUGAGGGUAGAGACUUGGGAGGAGAUGUGCGAGGAGAAGAUUGAGAUGAGGGUAGAGACUAAGGAGGAGAUGUGCGUGGAGAAGAUUGAGAUGAGGGUAGAGACUUGGGAGGAGAUGUGCGUGGAGAUUAAGAUGAGGGUAGAGACUUGGGAGGAGAUGUGCGAGGAGAAGAUUGAGAUGAGGGUAGAGACUAAGGAGGAGAUGUGCGUGGAGAAGAUUAAGAUGAGGGUAGAGACUUGGGAGGAGAUGUGCGAGGAGAAGAUUGAGAUGAGGGUAGAGACUAAGGAGGAGAUGUGCGUGGAGAAGAUUGAGAUGAGGGUAGAGACUUGGGAGGAGAUGUGCGUGGAGAUUAAGAUGAGGGUAGAGACUUGGGAGGAGAUGUGCGAGGAGAAGAUUGAGAUGAGGGUAGAGACUAAGGAGGAGAUGUGCGUGGAGAAGAUUGAGAUGAGGGUAGAGACUUGGGAGGAGAUGUGCGUGGAGAUUAAGAUGAGGGUAGAGACUUGGGAGGAGAUGUGCGAGGAGAAGAUUGAGAUGAGGGUAGAGACUAAGGAGGAGAUGUGCAAGGAAAAGAUUGAGAUGAGGGUAGAGACUAAGGAGGAGAUGUGCAAGGAGAAGAUUGAGAUGAGGGUAGAGACUAAGAAGGAGAUGUGCGAGGAGAAGAUUGAGAUGAGGGUAGAGACUUGGGAGGAGAUGUGCGUGGAGAUUAAGAUGAGGGUAGAGACUUGGGAGGAGAUGUGCGAGGAGAAGAUUGAGAUGAGGGUAGAGACUAAGGAGGAGAUGUGCGUGGAGAAGAUUAAGAUGAGGGUAGAGACUUGGGAGGAGAUGUGCGAGGAGAAGAUUGAGAUGAGGGUAGAGACUAAGGAGGAGAUGUGCGUGGAGAAGAUUAAGAUGAGGGUAGAGACUUGGGAGGAGAUGUGCGAGGAGAAGAUUGAGAAGAGGGUAGAGACUAAGGAGGAGAUGUGCGAGGAGAAGAUUGAGAUGAGGGUAGAGACUAAGGAGGAGAUGUGUGUGGAGAAGAUUGAGAUGAGGGUAGAGACUUGGGAGGAGAUGUGCGAGGAGAAGAUUGAGAUGAGGGUAGAGACUUGGGAGGAGAUGUGCGUGGAGAAGAUUAAGAUGAGGAUAGAGACUUGA